CUUCUAGUGCUUCAGAGACAUAACAGUCCAGCAUGUCAGGAGGUACUCCAGGACCACAUGAAUGCUCCAGUCCACUUGGGGGCGCCUUUAUUCAAAUAACUAUAACAGUGUUUCUGAGGUUCUUUACUGCCAUGAAGUAGAAAAAGAUGGCGUUUUGAAAAUGGACAAGCAUAGAUGAAGAUGAAGCAUAUAUCUAUCCGAAAUCAAAACGCUGUGUUUGUCAGUAAUUCGUGUUGAGACCGAGUGAGAAGCAGAGUUCUUUUCAUUCGUUUGGGACCGAGUUAAUGUUACUGGAUGAGCAUGUCUCUUGCACAGCGAGUGCUCCUCACCUGGAUCUUCAGCCUCAUCUUCCUCAUCAUGCUGGUCCUCAAAUUGGAUAAGAAAAUCCAAUGGAACUGGUUCCUCGUCUUCCUUCCCGUCUGGACCUUUGACACCAUUCUCCUGCUCAUGCUCAUUGUGAAAAUGGCCGGCCGCUGUAAGCCGGGCUUCGACCCACGCAACGCAGCCGACAACCUGAAGAAGCGAGUUUGGUACCUGGUGGCCAUUUUGUUGAAGCUAGCGUUCAGUCUGUUGCUGUGUGCCAGGCUGGAGCAUCUGACUCAGAUAUACCUGAGUUUAAUUUGUAUUCCUCUGUGGGCUCUUCUUAUCGGAGCCAUGGUGGAGCUCGGCUACAACGUCUUCCACUUCUGAAGAGACUGAGCAGGAAGACACUGAUUGAACAGGAAGUUGUAAAUAUAAUUUGUGUAAUAUACAACACACUUAAGUGUUCAUGUGGAUUAGAAUGACAACUCUUCCUAUUCCUAAAGACUGAAAAGCUUAAUUAGUGGAUACACAGGUGACUGAUGAUGAUUUAUCUUGUGGAUACCAGAUAGCAGGUAAUACAUGCCUGCAUUUCUCUCUCUCUCUCGUGUCGCUCGCUCGUCUCUCUCUCUCUCGUGUGUCUCGCUUGCUCAUCUCUCGUGUAUGUCUCUUGCUCGCUCGCGUGUGUCUCUCCUGUGUCUCUCUCGUCUCGCUCGGGUGUCUCUCCUGUGUCUCUCUCGUCUCGCUCGGGUCUCUCUCCCGUGUCUUUCUCUCCCCCGUCUCGCUCGUGUCUCUCUCCCGUGUCUUUCUCUCUCCCGUCUCGCUCGUGUCUCUCUCCCCCGUCUCUCUCCCGUGUCUUUCUCUCCCCCGUCUCGCUCGUGUCUCUCUCUCCCGUCUCGCUCGUGUCUCUCUCCCUUGUCUUUCUCUCUCCCGUCUCGCUUGUGUCUCUCUCCCCCGUCUCGCUCGUGUCUCUCUCCCGUGUGUCUCUCUCCCCCAUCUCGCUCGUGUCUCUCUCCCGUGUCUUUCUCUCUCCCGUCUCGCUCGUGUCUCUCUCCCCCAUCUCGCUCGUGUCUCUCUCCCGUGUGUCUCUCUCCCCCGUCUCGCUCGUGUCUCUCUCCUGUGUCUCUCUCCUGUGUCUUUCUCUCUCCCGUCUCGCUCGUGUCUCUCUCCCCCAUCUCGCUCGUGUCUCUCUCCCGUGUGUCUCUCUCCCCCGUCUCGCUCGUGUCUCUCUCCUGUGUCUCUCUCCUGUGUCUUUCUCUCUCCCGUCUCGCUCGUGUCUCUCUCCCCCGUCUCGCUCGUGUCUCUCUCCCGUGUCUUUCUCUCCCCCGUCUCGCUCGUGUCUCUCUCCCGUGUCUUUCUCUCCCCCGUCUCGCUCGCGUCUCUCUCCCCCGUCUCGCUCGCGUCUCUCUCCCCCGUCUCGCUCGCGUCUCUCUCCCCCGUCUCGCUCGCGUCUCUCUCCCCCGUCUCGCUCGCGUCUCUCUCCCCCGUCUCGCUCGCGUCUCUCUCCCCCGUCUCGCUCGCGUCUCUCUCCCCCGUCUCGCUCGCGUCUCUCUCCCCCGUCUCGCUCGCGUCUCUCUCCCCCGUCUCGCUCGCGUCUCUCUCCCCCGUCUCGCUCGCGUCUCUCUCCCCGUCUCGCUCGCGUCUCUCUCCCCGUCUCGCUCGCGUCUCUCUCCCCCGUCUCGCUCGCGUCUCUCUCCCCCGUCUCGCUCGCGUCUCUCUCCCCUGUCUUGCUCUCUCUUGUCUCGCUCGCCGCUCUCUCAUGCGUCUCGUCUCACUCGUCUCUCCUCUCUCUUGUGUCUCGUGUGUCUCUCUCGCUCCCGUGUGUGUCUCUCUCAUGUGUCUCUUUGGAUUACAAAAUUUCCUCUUUACCCCAAAUGCACAUGAUCAUCCAGGACCUAUCUGCUGUCUUAGUUUUGCACUGGAUCUGUAAAAUAAUGAUUCUAACCAUUAAGGGAACUUUUAUAGCUACCAUUGUGCACAUCAUGACUAAAAUAUCACUUUUUACCUCAAUUGCCACAAAAUAACACAUGAAGUCUGUCAAAGAACACACCGACCAAUCGAACUGGAUUAUCAUCUGAACGCCUUCUAACUACCGUACAAUCCUACACUUGAUGCAAUCAGCCUGCCUUAUUAACAUAAGUUACCACUGGAGCUCCAUGGCAAAAGAAACCGGCCUUGAAUAUCAAACCUGUCUUGACUGAAUGAUUUUAUGUUUGGGAUAAAAGGAAAAAUGUAUAAUUUAUUUUUGCCUGUUCUUUCAUAGUGUGUGAUUUUUCUCCAUGGAGACAUCUUACGUGUAUUGUAUUUUCACACUUGUUCACUUUAAAUAAUCGUGCAGUCAUCACGUCCACAGUGUCAAAUAGUGUUCUUGAACAGUACAAAAUGCUUCCCUCUUUUAGCAGGAACAGGUUACUUUUUAGUGCUUUGCGUUAAUGUACACUAAACUAACGUUAUUUAUUGCAUUAGUGUUAACAUUAAUGAACCAUAAACUCUCAGCUUUAAUAGAAUCAAAUUAAUAAUUAACACAUGAUAAAUACAAAGCCCCAUGUGAAUCAGAAUCAUGUUUAUUGGCCAAGUAUGUUGACACACACACAAGGAAUUUGCUUGUGGCAGUUGGUGUGUCGCCAGCAAUACAGAAGAGGAAAAAAGUGUGUAUAUAUGUAAUAUAAUGAAAAUGUAUAUGUAAUGUACAGUAUUGACAUUUACACAUUAUAAUAAAUAUGUAAUCUGCAAUAAC
Molecule: messenger RNA, 3037 nt
Organism: Neoarius graeffei (lesser salmon catfish)
Lineage: Eukaryota; Metazoa; Chordata; Actinopteri; Siluriformes; Ariidae
Gene: tmem60
Product: transmembrane protein 60
Exons: 2
Coding region: 295-690 (131 amino acids)
Source: RefSeq, a predicted model, not a curated record